Messenger RNA from Xyrichtys novacula (pearly razorfish), 9478 nucleotides. NCBI's taxonomy places the organism in Eukaryota, Metazoa, Chordata, Actinopteri, Labriformes, Labridae. The record is from the annotation of a GenBank genome assembly.
GGCACUCUUUGCGCAUGCGCAACUUUCCAGGAAGUGUUAACAUUCUCUUUAACCAGCUGAUAGCCAAAUUGUCAACAGUUAAGCCAGCGACACCUGCGCCCCUUAAGGACAGCAUAUAGGGUAAAUAUACAUUCUUAUAUAUCCACCAAUCGUCUAAUAUUAUUCAGAUUAACACGUAGUAGUAGCAUGUUAAAAAAGGCGUCGAAAUUUAAAGCUUUGAUUCUGUUUCGGCUCGUCCGACCUGAGCGGUGUCCCGUUAGCACAUAACGCAAGAUAAGAGCUGCUGAUCAGAUAACAUUUACAGUAAGUGGACAUUAUUAGCGACAGAGUGUAGGAGAGACAGCUGCACCCUGCUCAGACUCUUCACAUUAGGACGUAAAGAUGUGUGUAAUGGUUGAAAUGACUGCAGUAAUGUUCAGCACUGCUAUUUCUGAAGAGGCAGACAGCUAUUUGAGGCGCAGCAUCCCUGACUAAGCUCCAGUUUUAGUGCAGGAUAAUGGGACAAAGCGUGCAAUAGGUGAUCAUUUCAAACACAGCUCUAAUUUACUGAACACGGAGGAGACAUGGAGGGUUCGUAUAUUUGUUGUGCAAGCUUGUUUUCCCUUGAUUUGAUGCCAAGGAAGUCUCCACCCUUCCUCAUAGAAACAAUCUUCCACUCUUAGAUGAACUGAAGGAAGUAUCUGUUGUCUUUACGGGGAAGACUUGAGAAACAAGGUCCUGAUCCAUGACUACUAAGUGUAGACUUGCCUGAUCUGGACUAAAUUAUUCUAAUAAGUCUGCUUUCUCUACAAAACACUGCUCGAGCUUUGUGAAACCUUCUUAUUAAGUGUGAAAAUGCAGAAGAAAAGAAGGAAAAAAAAGAUGAUUUGGACCAUCUUGUGAUUCAGAACCACAAUAACCAGACUAGGAAGAUCUAGGCCUUGUUAUCUCUGAGAGGCUACCGACUUCGCAGACUGUGAAAUGCAAAAUGUGCUGCUUUCUUAUUCUCUCAUCAAAACACUUUUCUUUACACAAAUACUAUUAAAGUUGGACAAAUCUCUAACUGUGUCUAAUAUUGGGUGUAAUUUGGACCAGAUCUGAGAGAUUUAAGUAUUUUGUUCUGCAUAAGAACAAUCCGGACCUUGGAUAAUCUUACUAGAAAAAAACUAGGACACCAGUUCUUAAUUGUAUUUCAACAAACUGAAUAAAAACUUAACAAAUCUAAAAACUGUGUUUUUAAGAGAUGGUUGCCUCUCUGAAAUAAAUGAGUCCACAUCUGGUUUUGUGAUUUCUGGAUCAAGACCUGGAUCAGGGCACUGAAUGAUAGUAGGCCUGUGUCUUGUUAGCUCUGCCUGUUUUGUACAGAACAUGCCACUGUUGUCCUCCCUCUUCUGCUACCAAGAUGUUUUGUGUGUAUUUGGUGUCUGUUGCUGCUGUCCUUGUUGCUGUUGAUCUGUUUUUUGUACACAAUGAGACUAAAGACAAGUUUCCACUUGUGUACAAUAAACGAACUAACUAACUAACUAAAUUUAGACUAGAUAGGGACAAAAGCAGUGAAAUUGCCCUUUAAUUUUCAUUUUUACAAAUAGAACAAAGAUGUCUAAAACCUUAAAAUGUGUUUAAAGAAGUCUUUAGACUCAUUGAGAUAAUCUUGUUUAGAUCCGACAAGUCUAAGUACAGCGGUUUUGGAUCAGGACCUUGUUUUUGUGACCUUACCACCUACAGCCAAAUCAGAAGCUGUGAAUAAGAUUCAAACUCAGGUGUUGUUUAGAAAGACUGAGCUGAAUAAUGUGAUGCAGAAUACGUUUCAGUGGAAAAACCCCUGAACUGCUGUUCGUGGACCUUAUGUCAGAUCAGAAUCCUCUAUGCAACGCCUUAACAUUUUGUCAAGAGAUAUUUUUGCCUCUGAAAAUUUAAGAUCAAGUUUAAAGAUGCAGUUUUAAUAUUUUAAGAUCCUCCUUUAAGUUUGAGUUGAAAUCUAUGAAGCUCGAACAUACGGUUCAAUAUCUAAACAACAGUUUGAAGUUUGAAAAAAAGAAAUUUUAUCACGCAUAUUAGCUGUAACUUUCAGUCAAAUUCUCUAUUCACCUGCUGCUUCUCAUGUUUGAUGUUGUGACUUCUCAAACUAUUUUCAGUCUUUGUCAUGCAUAUUUCCAUCACUGCCCUCUUGUUCGUCAGUCGUCGUUGCUAAUUAACCUGCAGUCGCCACUCAUUAUUCCAGGGUAGCUCCUUCUGUCAAAUGUUCACAUGCUGAUUUAUAAGUGUGCAAAAAAGAUUUUUCUUAUUCAUUACAUUCGAAAAACUCUUAUGCAAGUUGUUUCUGUUACGGUUUUCAAUGUUCCUGCAAUGAAAAUUUGAUUUAUUGUGCAGCACUGAUUGGAAGGUGCUUUUGUUGCCUGUAAAAGAUAAGAAAGAAAAGCAUGGGUGAGCUUGUGCAUGAUGUAAUCCUGCACCAAAACAAAAACCUUUCACUUCUUCCUUCAGACAAAGCAAAGAGUGCAGAGAGGUCAAGACACCACCUGCCUGCAAGACGUGACUCUACGCUCUGUUAGGAGGUCAGUGUCAGUGCUCUGCUUCAGGGAGGAGGCCCAGCCCCCCUGACGUCUCCUACAGCGGGCCACUAUGAGCUCCAGAGGGAGUGGAGGCCGCUCCAACGGCACACUUCCCCAGACCAAGAUCUGCCAGUUCAAGCUGGUGCUCCUGGGGGACAUGGCUGUGGGGAAGUCCAGCCUGGUGCUGCGGUUUGUCAAGGGACAGUUUGAUGAGUUCCAGGAGACAACUAUAGGAGGUGAGGAGAGAGAGACCAGGAAGGUGGUAUACUCUGUUAGCAAAAGUAUACUAAUCUUAUAUUUCUCUCCUUUACUACCAGCUGCGUUCCUGGCCCAGUCGGUGUGUCUGGAUGACACCACAGUGAAGUUUGAGAUCUGGGACACUGCAGGACAAGAGCGAUACCACAGCCUGGCUCCCAUGUACUACCGCGGCGCUCAGGCUGCUAUCGUCGUCUUUGACAUCACCAAGCCGGUAAAGUAUUAUCAGAAACUUUAACAAGUGAUGUAUUCAUCCAGAAAUGGGCGCCAUUUAAUGUAAAACCCGGCCACUAGACGGUAAAGAGGCAGAAGGGGUGACUAAACAUUUAUGGUCUGUACAUUGAAAACUAGUGACGAUUCUGUCUGCCUCUGAUAGCUAAUGUUUCCAGAGUUGCACGUCAAAGAACAUACACAGUGAUGUUAUGCUUGCAGAUGCUAUGCCAUUGGAGUAGCUCUUGCCUUUAGGCAAGACUAGCAGUAUGUAGUUACUUAUCAUUACAGCAUCAUCACUCUGCUCCCCACUUUCUAGCUGCUUCUUUUUAAUUAUUCAUCGAGUAGUUGUAGGGAAAAAAAACUUGCUUGAGAAUAAAUGUGCAUACAAGUCUUCACAAUGCAACAAGAGUUAGCACUGUCAGAUGGAGCCCCUGUGGAAAGGUUUCUGACUAUUAUUGCAAACUUUGUGCAUGUAGUUGAAAGUUAAGCAGCUGUUUGGGGACCUCUUCUGACCUGAGGCCCCUAGCAGUUGCCAGUCUUUAAUCAAAACAAACUCUCAUAAAAAAAAAACACAUUCAGAGUAAAUGUACCGCCCAGCUCUAGAAUUAGAUAAACAUUGUGUCCCAUCUAACAAAUAAAUUCUUCAACUGAUAUGCAGUCCACAAGCUCUGUGGUUGUGCCUGGUGUUUAUCUACGUGUUAUUGCGGUGUUUGUGCAGGAGACGUUUGAGCGAGCUAAAGCCUGGGUGAAGGAGCUGCAGAGACAGGCCAGUCCUAACAUCGUUAUUGCUCUGGCUGGAAACAAGGCUGACCUGGCAGAAAGGAGACUAGUGGAGUACGAGGUAACAAACUCCUGUACUAAACCUUCAGCCUCAGCUAAAUCACCAUCUCUGUGGAGCUGGAGACUCUGUGACAUUUUCUUUCUCCAGUUUAGGAGAUUUAUUUGUUGUAGCUCACAGUUUUGAUGUCUUUAAUGUCUACUCAAAUCUACCGGACUGGUUUCUAAUCACUGAUAUGAUUACUGUUAGUCCUCCAGAGUCUGUGAAGAUAACCACAUUCACAGCAAAUGGUGUUUUCAUCAUAAAAAACAUAACAGAUCUUUGCUGUGAGCUGUAGGGAUGUAAUCUGUGGAAGUGAAACUGAGGCCCUUUCUUGUGCAAAAUCUUUUAAUUAUAAAUGAAAACAAGGCCAGCCAAACAAUCUAAUAAUUAGACCCUUUUGAUGUUAAUUUUAAGCUAUCCCUGUUACGUAAAAGUCCAUGUUAUGCAAUUUGUGUCCAAUCUUUGAUGUGAAAUACUUAAGAGUUCAGUGUUUUGGUCAGUCCCCAGAGCUUUGACCUUAACUGGGUUCAUGUUGUUUGUAGAUAACAAACAUAUAAAUAUUUCCCAGCUUAAGCUUGUUAGUAAUGUUUGCAAUUUUUUGGAUUUGUGCACGGUGUAUGAUCCAGGAAGCACAGACGUAUGCUGAAGACACCGGCCUGCUCUUUAUGGAGACGUCUGCGAAGACAGCCAUGAACGUAAACGAGCUCUUCCUGGCCAUUGGUGAGUCAGUAAUCCGGUCAUUUACAGCUACACUUUAAGACCUUUUUGCAGAUUGCGGGUCAGGCCAAAAGAGUUGCCACUCUGGUGGAACAGAUUAUGAGUUCAGUCCAGGUUGUUAAUCUAUUCCCUCUUAGGGUUGAGGGGACGGUUUUUUACAGAUACAAUGUCGGGAAAUGAAGCCUUGAUAUAAUUAACGCGUGGUUAUAGAUCCAGAUUCAAGAAUUUUAUGGAUUUUCAACAAUACAUUUUUACUGAAGGUGUAAAAAAAAAAAAAAGCGAUGACAUUUAAUAUGUCAGUCAAAACUGUGAACCUUUGUUUCAGCUGCAUCGUUGUACAGAGCAGUGCAGACUGUGAACUUGACAGCCUGAGUCUGAGAGUGACUCAUGGCAGAUAAGAUUUGAAGAGAUAUACUUUUAUAGUCCCUGGUGGGAACAUUUCCUGGCCUCAGUCUAACUGCAGUUACAAACAACAUAUAAGAACAAUUCUGAAAAAAGCAUACUGUAGGGACUUGGUUUGGGUGCCAGGGGGUCACCAGUUUAAGUCCCCUAGUUGAAUGGAUAUGUUGUUUUUUUAUUAAAAUAUUUUAUAAAAAGAUAUUAUGUUAAAAUGUUUGAUUAUCAAUACUGAACACAGGAAAAGUUCCAGUUUGUGUGGGAGUAAUAAACCCAGAGUAAGACUCUCUAAAACGUUACAGGAGAAAUGCACAAGAGAGCCAUGAGAACACUGAUUGAUGAACCUCUUAAAAAAGGGAACAAUAAACACAACUCUUCUAGAACACAGACAUCCUGCUGAUGAGAAGUUCAGUGUACAUGAUAAAGAAUGACUAUUUUGCAACCCAAGGUUUCUCUCUGAGUAGGUGUAGGAUUUUAGCUGGGUCUGAUGCAGGUUUCCGUGCACGUCUGAGAGCAGACUGCUCAUGAAGCAGUUUUUAACCCCCCACAAUUUUUUCAGAUUAGUUUCUAAUACAAAGAGUGAGUCGGGCACUAUCUUAGAUUUCAGUAUUUGUACUUGAAAAGGCAGGGAGCUAAGGCACAUGUAACCCAGAAUUUCUGAUCCACUACAGCUCCAAAUGUGAGUGCAGACUCAGGAAUAAUCCAAAGAUUUAGCAGAGUAAUUCCCUCUUCUGGGUGAAUAACGACACCUUAAUGAAAAAUACAAAAUGUCCUGUCUGGCUGACGCUGAUACAAGGAGGCUACAAAUAUGUUUCUUAAAAAAAACUAGAUAUUUGAUCUUCUUUCAUUUUUCCUAAGAGUAAACCCUGAGAAAAACAAAGCUGGACUUUUGUCAAUGUAAUUUUGUUGAGACUUAAAUAACUUUUGUUUUGUUUUUAUUUUAAUUUAGCAAAAAAGAUGCCAAAAACAGACACCCAGAACCCGACACAUGCAGCACGACAUCGGGGAGUCAACCUCCAGGACCCGGACGCCCACUCCACCCGAGCCUGCUGUGGAGGGAACUAGACCUCCACCACCUGCAUCAGUAUCCCACCAUCCUCACACCACCACAUCCCUUUAAACAUCCCGUCUCCUUCGACCGACUCACAGAGGGGGCCUGAUACGAGGGAAACCUGGUAUCCACUCACCCCCUCACCCUCCAUUCAUCCUGCUGUCCGAGCAGACCGAUUCAGAGACAGAAAAUUAAAGGAGAGAGGAAAAGAGGACAGAGAGAGAAAGACAGAGUUUACACGUCUGUUUCUUGACCAACUGAGAUUCUCCGCUGUGAAGGGGGAAGUAUAGCGGAGACUGAGAUGGAGGGGAGGGAAAUAAGAAUGUGGAAGACAGUGGCGAGCCUGUUGUAGUAUUUAGCACUAAAUGUGAAAUUUCUUUGUCCUCAUGCUGCCUUGCAUUGUUCCAGUCACAGCCAUGACAGCAUAAAAAUGCACAAAACAGGCAGCACACGCUAGAAAGCAGCCGAGAAAGGGAAGAAGGAAAAAAACGAGGAAAGAUAGGAACUAAAAAAAAAGGUUGUGUUUUGGCUGCUUUCUUCUUCUACAGAGCUUGCGCCUGCUUGCUUUGCCACCUCCCUGUCCUGAAUCAAUCAGAUCCUGCUGUGAAUACUGCCACAUGCUGACCCCUGGAAUGAUCCCAUAAUUCAUAAUCCCUCUCCGUCCUGCCCGCCCUCCUAUGCUGUCACUGUCCAGACCCACAUUAGAUAACACUCGUGGCACAGUUUCCCCAACAAAAGUCCAUUUGUACGUAUUUAUUGUCCAGUGUUGACUUCUUUUGACUGCUGGUAGUGAUGCUCCAGUGUCUUUUAAAGGCACGCUCACAUUUCUGUUUUUCUUUUCUCCGGAUGGAAACUAAAUCUGUGUGUGAGGAAGCUUUUAGACUCCCGAUUCAGUGGAUUUUGAUGAUGUGUGUUUCUCAUUCAUUUGCUCUGACAGACCUGCUUCUCUAAUGAACGUUUGUUUGGGUUUUAACGCCUUGCUUGAAUGCUCAUCAGCACCACUUACUAUUCUGUAUAAAGCAACAAUGUUGACUUGAUAUGGAGUGUGUGUUUAGGCAGUAAUAAGACUCUAAUAUUGCUUUGGACCUGGUAACUGUAAACUCUAACUGAUUAUACGUCUGUAGCAGAGAGCGUAACCCUGAAACCCAAAGAAAAAAAAAUACUGUGUCACUCUAAAGAUUUACUAAGCACUUGUUCUCAAAAACAAGCUUAAAGGGUAUUACCGUAUUUUCAAACCUGAGACCUACUUUUACAUUUUAUUGGGUCAGAAUAAGGAAUUGGUUCAGGAGGCGUUAGUAUGGCUCCAGCAGAUUGCUUCGAUCAGCAUCGACUGUAAGGGCCGCGCAGUAAUCCGUGAGGGCAGCUGCUCCUGAGCUCCCAGAGUUCUUGUUUGUUUCACUGUGUAAAAAAAUUACAGAAAAUAUCCUUAAACAGGAAGAGAGAAAAAUCCAUUUCCAUUAAAGAGAAACUGCUGUUUUAUUGCGGUCUUUAAAGCCGGCAGAUUUCACCAACAAAAACAGUCAUUUUGCCUCAGAGGUUGUUUUCUAUCGCUGUCUGAAGGGGGUUGUUUUUGACUUUUUUUGGAUUAUACUUUCAGACUUUUAUGUCUUUAUUCAAAGAGGACAGGACAGUGGAAAGAGCAGGUCUCUGGGGGAGAGAGUGUGGAGUGACAUACAGGAAAAAGGCUGAACUUGGGGAUCUCAGCCUCUGCACAUGGGGCGAAACACAACCCCCAAGCCAAACCAGCACCCCUGACUUUGGCCUGUUCUAUCUAUGUAGAGUUCCUGAUUUACAGACCUGAUGUUACACACAUAAACCACGGAUAUUUUAAAGCUCUUGUGAGAAGUUUUUGAAACAGACUGAAACAAACUACGAUGCAUCCCUAUAAUGUAAAAAAGCAAUGAGAGCACUGACGACAAGAAUGGCAAUUCCUACGCUGUAUGCUUGGGAAAAAGUCUUAGUUUUUUUUCUGCCAACCACAUACCUGAUGUCUGGAUGCAACACAAUAUUUGUGUAAAAACAGUAAAAAUCGCCCCCUAAAAAUCCUUUGUUCUGUGAGGUAAAAUGACUGUUUUUGCCUGUUUUUGAUAGCUGUUUAUGGAUUCAAAGCAUUUAACUCUGGCUGCCAGUUUGGCUCGGUUGGUGGAGUGGGCGGCCCAUGUACCACGUGGCUGCGGUCUUCAUGCGUCAUUCCCCUCUCCCUUCCCUCAUUUCCCGUCACUCUCAAGCAUUUCCACCAUAUUUAGGCAAAUAGCCUGUAAUAAUACAAUUGAAAAAUGCGUCUAACUCUUGAAUAAAAAGGACUGUGUCUCUGCAGGGACUCUUUAUGGAAUACUGCCCGAAUCAUUCUGAUCAUAUGUUACCCUUUUUUGUCAACAACUUUGGCCGGGAGCAUUUGCCCCCAAGGAUUCCUGUUGGCUUGUCUGUUUGAAUAUCUGCUGGAGCAAAUACAAAAGAAACAUUACCAGUUAGUCAUUGAAAAGAGAGAAAUUGUGUAAAAUAGGAUAUAGUUUUAAAAGGGAAAGAAUCAACCUCUGUUUCUGGUUUUAAAAAAGGAUCACAGAUGAGAUUAUUUGCAAUAGUUGAACUGUAUUUGGAGGGCUGAAGAGUGAGAAGAUGAGAAAACCUUUGUAAUGAACCUUUACCAUGCCCUGUGAGAGAAUUACCCUCCCAUAUUGUGUUUAAUGUUCCCUUUACCCGUCUUUUGGCUGAGGUGGUGAACUGAUCUUACAUGAUUUAACUUAAUAACCUAAAAUCGAGCUCUUGAACUCGAGUUGUGUGCUUUGUUGCUAUCUGAGGUGUGUGGGUGAAGAAAAUUAAGACAGAAUAGAUGAGACACACACACAAAAAAAACAAAAGUGCCUAUUCCCAGUUUUCUUUCUUUCUUUUUUUCUGUGAAUCAUGUUUGGGGCUUUUCUUGAAGUGUGUGCUUCGUAGAGAGUGCAGAAAUCUCACCUCCCUGUCAUCAGCUUGUACUAUAAACAAUAACCUGGCACCCUGUCUUUAGGCUGUAGUGAACUGUACUGGCUGUUUGUAUGGAUGUAAAGAGAUCUUGUUGAUACACUGUAUGUUAAAUAUUAUUGUCUUAAUUUUAAAGGUGUUAUGUUGAUUCUAGCGGAGCACACUUGUGAACUUUGAAUGGAUCUAAUUGAUGUUAUAGAUCUGUUUUAUUUUAAAAAAUUGACAUCAGUGAGAACAUUUUCGUUUUAUCUCAUUUUCAGGUUUACUCGCACGUGUUUCAAAGCAUUUAAAAACCGGCAAUCUAAUUAAAGGUCUAAGAAUUGGCUUUUGAAUCUGUAUUCAGCACUAACGGCUCAUUGGCAACAUUAAACAGUUCAUUCUUCAGGGCUCACAAGUAGGUUCAAUGUUCUGUGCAAUUAAAAUGACAAAAGGUGAUUUAAAAAAAUAAAAAAAAGGACUUGAUUUUUUUUUCAUUCAUUGGCACAUUGAGUAUGUGUAGUGUUCAAUAAAGCUGUGAAUGACGCCUUGAGUGCA